AACCCACCUGACGUGGUUUGGAAUCCUUCUGGGUUGGCUAUGUACGACAGAAAAAAAAAUAUUUAAGUCAUUUCAGAGGUAGCCUUUUGCUCACUUAGGUUCUAUUCUAUAUCUAGCUUCUCCCUGGACUACCUUAAAAAAUGGCUCCUCCUUCGACGGCGCAGUUUCAGUCCUGAUUGGUCAUGGCCAUGGAAGGAAUUGGUUGCAGAAAUGCAAAACUUGUUGCUGGUUCCCUGAAACGCGCUCGUCUCACGCUGCGCCGAGCGCCAGACUAGAGUAUGUGAUCUAUCAGCGAAUCGCUUCCAGCUGGAAUAGACCAGACCAGACUCUGGUGUUGAAGGAGUGACUGGAGGAAGACACACGCACUGUGCGCGUACGUGUGUGAGUGUGCCUAUGAGCGCAUGAAAGAAAGGUCUGAGCGCAGAGUCGGCAUUAGGAAAAUCUGUUUAUUUUAUUUUUUAUUUCUGCACAGUGCUUAGUUGAAUUGAAGAUGAUAAAGACCGCGAGGACUGUGCUGUCAAGCGGCACUGUAGUGGCGGAGUUCGGGUAGUGCGUGCCCUGCACCUCGGCCGAAGCUCGGGGACAAGGUCGCGCACAAGCCUCUCCGGUUUUAUUUCAUGUCACACGGAGCUGGAUUCACCCUCGUCGGUUGCGCGAGUAUCCUACUCUAAGCAAUAACCGGAUUUUUGCGGCCGAUCAAGCACACCAUUACAGCGAUCAUUUAAUGGACUGCAUAAGAGAACCUCACGGUAAUCAUUGGCGUGUAGCCGGAGACUUUUUAAUCGGUGACUGACCUCAGAAAAUAUAGCUGUAAAUUGUUUCUCUUCUCUGGGCAGUGUCAGCGUGAAAGUCUGCACCUCCAGCAUGGAUUUUUAACGGACAUCUAAGAUUCCUUGUCCUGGGACAUUCUACCAGGAGGUGGAUUUUUUUUUAUUUGGGUGAAUAGUAUCUCUAUUCUGUCACCGAUAGUAAGCGAAAGACAUUUUCAACUUUUGUUCAGACGGAAUAUGUUGGAGUACGGGUUUUAAAGACAUCAUCAGUUUUGCAAAGUUAAUUUUAAAAUCGGCAUUAAUGCAGCUGGCACCGAAGAAACAACCGUGAGUUUUUAAAUCACCGAAAUAUUGUCAUUUACCCGUAUGGACAAUUCAUUUACUUUAGCACGGCCACAACCGAAAGGGUGAAGGAAAUUGUGUUAUAUCGUGCACAGUAUCAACUUUUGGUGGUGAGUUAUCGUACAUUUAGACUAUGUGUCUUUGCUAUAUUUUUUUCUUUUAAAGCAUUGAAAUGGAUUUUUGACACCUAUACGUCCUGUUGCCCCCUCGUUUAGUAUUUUUGUGUGGCAAUAUAAUACGGGAUAAAACUAAGCUUUUCUUUUUGUAGAGGACGACAAAACUGGACUAUAGGAGCGAGAGCACAAUCUGCCUCGGAGCCAGACGAUCUGGCUGUCAUGCAGGAUUGGUAGUGGAGAAGUAUGUUUGGACUUGAACAGUUUGGUCCACAAAUAAAUAAUAGAAACGUUGGAGAAAAAAAUCAUUUGAAUCAGUCAAGAUCCAACAUGAGCGCCCAUUAUAAAAGCCCCGGUUUUCACGCGGGAGCCCCGCCGCCCGGAGCGGUGGAGCCGGGCAUUGGGCCGCUGAACGAGCCCCCUAUGCUCGGGAUGAACAUGAACAUUAACGGGGAGUAUACUGGCGGCGGUUUUCACCCCCGCGGCCAUUCGGAGAUGCACGCUGGCGGUCUUCAACAGCAACAGCAGCAGCAGGCGCCCAUGCACGGGUUUUUCAACAACCAGCAACCUCAUAGUCACGGACACUCUCACGGUCAUCAGACCCAUCCGCAUCAACACCACCCGCAUUUUGCGGGCAGUUUUGGUGGCCCAGAGCAGGGAUCAUCCUGUUUACAUGGGGGUAGGAUGAUGGGUUAUGGUGGUGGCAUGGGGCCCCAGCAGGGCUUUGCAGAGGGGUUCGACCCCCUCUCCGAGGGCCAAGCAGGGGAGGGUUUCCCCCAGCAGCAGCAGAGGCCAGGGUCCAUGCCUGACUUCCAGCACCACGGCCCCUCCAGUGGAAACCACCCUGUCCCUGCCCCUUGCCUGCCCCUGGACCAGUCGCCUAACCGGGCUGCCUCCUUCCAUGGCCUGCCCUCCUCCUCCUCUUCCUCCUCUGAGAGCCACGGCCUGGAGCCCAGGCGUUUGCCCCCGCAGGGCAGUGUGGAAGGAUUGGAGUACAACUACCCCAAUGAGGCCCCCGCUGGCCAUUUUGACGUGUCUGUGUUUUCCCCCUCAGAGACAGAGUCCCAGCUACCCCACUUUGGCGCCGGCAGACCGGGGGGAAAUUUCCCCGGAAACCCAGCCCUGUCCCGGGCACCGGGGAUGCAGCCCAUCUCAAAGGGACACCCCCAGGGCCCCCAGCAGCAGCCCCCGGCCCCGCACGGAGGAGGGGUUUUCUUUGAGCGCUUCGGGAAUGGCAGAAAGAUGCCUGUGGGGAUGGAGCCAGGGGUGGGGGCCAGGCACCCCCUCAUGCAGCAGCAGCAGCAGCAGCAGCAGGCAGCCUUACUGGGGCGGCAAAACUCCUGCCCCCCAUCCCUCCCUCGGCCCCCCCAACCUGAGCCUGGCGCCUCCAACCCCGGCAUGCAGGAUGGAGGUGGCAUGAUGCCUGGCCCGCACAACCAGUUUGAGUACCCCAUCCACAGACUGGAGAACAGGGGCAUGCUCCCCUAUGGGGACCCCAUGUUCAAUAUGCAGCAGCAGCCCCCUCCCCCUCAUGCCCAGCCCCCCAAUCAGCGGCUGCAACACUUUGACUCUCCUUAUCUGAAUGUGGCCAAGAGGCCGCGCUUUGAGUUUCCCGGCGGCGCCCACCACGGCGCUGGUGACAGCUGUGGAUCCUGGGGUGGCGGGAACAUGCACAACCCUCCUGGCAUGGAUAACCACCUCUCGCCCUCCUCUUAUCCUGGCCUCCCAGGGGAGUUUACUCCGCCGGUGACGGACGGCUUUCCGCCGGGGCCUCCUCUCCAGCACCCGAGUCACGAGCAGCAGCAGCAGCAGUCGCUGCAACAGCACCGUCAAAACGCCGCCAUGAUGAUCAAGCAGAUGGCCUCUCGCAGUCAGCAGCAGAGGAUGAGGCAGCCCAACCUGCAGCAGAUAGGUCACCACGGCGACGUCCCCCAGGGCCCCAUGGUGCACGGUGGUCCCGUGGGAGCCAUGCCGCAACCGGGUUUCGAGCGGGAGAAUGGCGGCAGGAUGGUGAACUUCGAUGCACAGAACCCACACAUGACGCAGGAGAACACCUGGUUCCCUGGACCUCACCCUCCCCCCGGCGAGAUGAUGGGCCGGCGGAUGGGAGGCCCGGGCGGUGAGGCCGGCUCACACGAGAUGCAGCCCAACGGCGCGGGCAUGAUGUUCCGGCCGGGCGUGAAUGGCAUGGGCAUGCAGGACCCCAUGAGGAUGCCCGGCGAGGGGCACGUGCAGCCCCUCCACUCCCCCAGCUUGCAUUCGCAGUUUGGCAGCAACAUGGGCAACCUGGCACAGAUGCAGUCGCCUGGCGGGGGUCUCUCCAACGCCCCCACCGAGCGGCGCCCGGCGGACUUCGCGGGGCCGCCCAUGGGUGGCCCGUCCACAUUCCCCUACGGAGGGGCGAACAGGCAGGGAGCGCCGCACGGAAACCCGCAGGGCGUCAGCACCUCCCCGGGGAGCUACUCGUCUCAGUCCGAGUUCCCGCCCGGGCAGCGCGCCUCCGUCAGCAAGCUGGGCGCGCUCUCCCUGGGCAACUUCAACAAGUCCAGCAGCAAGGACAGUGUCUUCGGACAGAGCUGCCUAGCGGCCCUCUCCACCGCCUGCCAGAACAUGAUCGCCAGCCUGGGGGCUCCGAACCUCAACGUGACGUUCAACAAGAAGAACCAGAGCGAGGGCAAGCGCAAGCUGAGUCAGGCGGAGCAGGACAUGAGCAACAGCGCGUCCAAUGGGAACGCCGGGCAGGAGUACUUCCCCAGCGGCCCCUCUCAGAACAGCCAGAUGCCCGGCAACGGGACCAACACGAACCCCAAACCUGCGAGUCAAAACCAAACGCCGGUGCAGGGGGAAGCCAGUGCCCUCUCCCCGAAUUACAACAUGGACGCUACCCCAUGUAGUGAUGGGAAAGCAGCAACAGGGAGUGGGAGAGGGAGAGGGAGGAGGAAAAGGGACAGUGGUCAUGUGAGCCCUGGUAUGUUUUUCUCCUCUGACAAUGGCAACCCUGUUGUGAGUCCAGGCCAGCAGGCCCCCCCUCCAGCUGGCCUUGGGGAGAGGGGUGGGGGAACACCUCACGAAAAGCCCCUGACCUCCCCCUCCUGGGGGAAAGGGGGCGACCUGAUACUGGGGGACCAGGCAGACCUCAUGUCAUCCCUUGACAGUGGCAUCCAGAGCGUCUCAAAGUCGGACGGCUGCUCGCCGCACGUGGACUUCCCGGAGGACGUGGGAGGCCCGCACUACAGCAACGAGGACGAGGUGUCGUCCAGCUCGGACGCCGCCAAAGCCAGCCGGAGCCCCAUGGUAGGGGGCUCCCCCAAACUGGCACGGGUGGACAACGGCGCACUGAUGGGCGGACAGAAGGGACAGAGCCUGGGCAUGGCUAACCACACUACCUCGACAUCCGACGGAUACGGACUUGGCACUGCCGGCGGGGGCGGGGGCGGAGGCAACGCUGGGGCGGGGGGUCACCCCGGAACACCGGGGAUGGAGCAGGUACGGACGCCCUCCAGCACCUCCGGGCAGGACGAGAUCCACCCUCUGGAGAUUCUGCAGGCCCAGAUCCAGCUCCAGCGGCAGCAGUUCAGCAUCUCCGAGGACCAGCCCCUGGCCAUGAAGAACGCUGGCAAAAAGGGAGGCGCUGACUGCAGUGGACAGAACGGGGACGUGGAGCUGGCUGGCUGCAGCCCGGACGCUGGAAAAGGCAGCAUGGGCACUAUUGACCUGGACACACUAAUGGCUGAGCAGCACGCCACCUGGUAUGUGCCUGACGACAAGGCCCUCAUGGAGGGCUCGGAGGAGGGCAAGACCAUGACUCCGUGGGAAAAGACAAAGGGCCAGAGCAACAUGAAAGAAGAUGCAGAUGUGUCCCAGAGUAAGUCUGCGGGUGGCGUAGGGGCCCCGGGCCCCGGUGGAGCGGGGAGCCACCUGCAGUGCCUGUCGGUCCACUGCACGGACGAGCUGGGCGAGGGGAAGGGCCGCAACGGGCCGGUGUCCUCCUGGCGCUCGCUGCACUCCGACAUCUCCAACCGCUUCGGCACCUUCGUGGCGGCACUCACCUGAUGGGGGGGCCCCUCUGCCACACGUCCCCCCCCCUUCUGCCGACGGAGAGAGGAACGAGGGAGGAGGGGAUGAAGAGGGAUGGAGGGAGGAGGAUGACGGCAGCCGACGGAGGGAGGAGGAUGAUGAUGAUCACGAGCCGGUUGUUGUUGUUGUUGUUGUCGUCGUCGUCGUCGUCGUCGUCUCUCUCGUCACCCUUUUACCCAGGGUUGGGAACGCUCAGACAAGGACACGGACUUCACACACACACACACACACACACACACUCACACACUCUCACACACACACACUCACAGACA
This is a messenger RNA of Clupea harengus (Atlantic herring), 5574 nucleotides long. RefSeq names its product MN1 proto-oncogene, transcriptional regulator b (gene mn1b). The record is from RefSeq and is a predicted model, not a curated record. Gene Ontology annotation, biological process: regulation of DNA-templated transcription. NCBI's taxonomy places the organism in Eukaryota, Metazoa, Chordata, Actinopteri, Clupeiformes, Clupeidae.